This is a messenger RNA of Oreochromis niloticus (Nile tilapia), 1443 nucleotides long. Its product is annotated as M protein, serotype 2.1-like. The record is from RefSeq and is a predicted model, not a curated record. The transcript has 10 exons. The coding region runs from base 400 to 975 and encodes 191 amino acids. Lineage: Eukaryota; Metazoa; Chordata; Actinopteri; Cichliformes; Cichlidae.
AGAAUGAACAGAAUGAAAUCCUGCAGACAGUCCAGCAGUUGCACAAGACUGAAGCUGAACUCAAGAGCAAGGAUGAGGAGAUUGAGGAGCUCAAGACUCAGCUGGAGAGACUUGAGUGGCUGAGAAAUGACAUGCUAAAAGGAUGGAUGAGUCACAACGGAAGUUCACCAAGCUUACCCUUGCUAUCAAGAGGAUGGAGAAAUUGGAGGAAAAUGUAGGUUUACACAGGAUACAAUCACUCUGCUCUAAGAAUGAAUCGCUGGAAAAAGACCUGCAGACCCUGAAGACAGAGCUCGAGGACAGCAAAUCAGAGUUAAAAGACAAAACUGAUGAAGUCAUGAAGCUCCGUGCUGAGAAAAUAGGAGCACAGAAAAUGAGAAGGAACUGCAAACUGUGAAGAUGAGAAUUGAGGACAAGAAUAAAGAGCUAAAUGAUAAACUAGCUGAAAUUCAACAUCAGCUCAGGGAACAGCAGCAGAAGAAGAAGGAUGCUGAGAUAACCGUAGAGACACUGAAGAAAGAGCUGGAAACCAACAGUAAAAAGGUCAAAGAUCUAGAGGAUGAAGUUCUUGAGCUCCGUGCUGAGAAAGGUAAGAGGUGGGCAGAUGAGAAGGAGCUUCAGACCACACAGAGGAAGCUUGAAGCAAAGAAUAAAGAGCUGAAUGAUGAAGUAUCAAAACUGCAGCAUCUGCUUUAUAAAGAGAAGCGGAUGAGGAGGGAUACUGAGAUGGAAGUGCAAUCCCUGAAAACAAAGCUGGAGACCAACGGUAAAGAGUUAAAAGAAAAAGAGGCUGAACUCUUGGAGCUCCGUGCUCAGAAAAAUAGAAGAGAACAAGAUGUGAAGGAGCUGCAGACCAUAAAUUGGAAGCUUGAAGCCGAAAAGAAAGAGUUGAAUGAGGAAGUAGCUAAAUUACAGCAGAGGCUUGGGAAAGAGAAGCAGAGGAGGCAGGAUGCUGAGAUGGCCCUGAAAUCCUGAAUGAAGGAGCUUGAGACCAAAGACAUAAAGCUUGAACAUAAAGUAACUGAAGUCCAGCAGCAGGUAAAAGAUGAACAGAGGAGGGAGGAAGCUGAGUAACAAAUGGGGGUCCUGAAACGGGAGUUGGAAAUGGGAUUUACUUAACAUGUGUAUAUUUGUAAAAUAGUUAAAGAUUCAUUUUAUAGUCCUGAGUCUGUAUGAGUCGAGUACAUAAGUACAAUGUCAUAGGCUGUGGAUAUGGUUCGUGUAGUCUGGAUCUAAAAUGCUCAGAUUGUUUCCUCUUUGUUCCCAAACCUCUCUUUGUCUUGUUUUCUCUGUAUGUGUCAUAUUAUCACAGCACUAAAGCACAAACUCUGCGAAAGAAAACUGGAAAUUUAUAGUGAGCCAAGAGUGUUUUUUUUUUUAGAUUCACACUAAAAUAUGAAAAAUACAGCAAAUGAUUUACAGAUCAUAUUGGUAAAAUAAAAC